CAAACUCUCCUAAUUGCCUUCUCAUUCUCCCUGAACGCUCAAAGGAAAGCAAACCACAAUUCUCUUGUCUAGAAUUUGCAAUGCCAGCAUCAGCCAUGGGGAAAAGUAACAACAACCCUCGUGCCUAUGGUCGCCAAAGCUGCACCAAGCAGUUUUGGAAGGCUGGGGAAUACGAAGGAGCUCCUCGCAACACCCGCAGACAAAUGGAUUCUUCUUCCACUAGUGGAUUCGAUCACGCCAGGAUGCACCCCAAGUUUCUGCACUCCAAUGCAACGAGUCACAAGUGGGCUCUUGGAGCUUUCGCGGAGCUUUUAGACAAUGCACUGGACGAGGUGCACAGCGGUGCUACCUAUGUCAAUGUAGACGUGCUUGACAACAAGAAAGACGGAAGCAAAAUGCUCCUGGUUGAAGACAAUGGCGGUGGGAUGGACCCGGAGAAGAUGAGGAAGUGCAUGUCAUUGGGGUAUUCAGAGAAAAGCAAGAUGGCAGACACCAUUGGACAGUACGGAAACGGUUUCAAAACAAGUACCAUGAGGCUAGGGGCUGACGUCAUCGUCUUCUCUCGUAGUGACAGAACUCAGAGCAUAGGGUUGUUGUCUUACACUUUCUUGAGGAGCACGGCAAAGGAGGAUAUUGUAGUUCCCAUACUGGACUACGAGAGAAGACGAAGGAAUGAAACUUGGGGCAAGAUGUUCCGAUCCUCGAGCGAAAACUGGGACAAAAGUUUGGAGACAAUACUUGAGUGGUCGCCGUUUGAGAGUGAACGAGACUUGGAUCAUCAAUUUUAUAUGAUGAAGCAGCACGGCACCCGAAUAAUCAUAUACAACCUUUGGGAGGACGAUGAAGGAAACUUGGAGCUUGACUUGGACACUGAAGCUCAUGAUAUUCAAAUGCGAGGCGUGAACCGGGAUGAGAAGAACAUACAAAUGGCUGAACAGUAUCCAAACUCUCGUCAUUUUUUGACCUACCGCCACUCGUUGAGGAGUUAUGCAGCAAUUCUCUACUUGCGGCUUCCCACUAACUUUCGAAUCAUUCUUCGCGGCAAGGAUGUUGAGCAUCACAACAUUUUGAAUGAUUUGAUGUGGUCCGAGCAGAUUACGUAUAGGCCUAAGCCUAUCGAAAAGGAGGAGACAUAUAUAGCGAAGAAAACCAAGAAGGAAAAGAAGGAUACAAAUAUGGUUGCUGAGGUCACUCUUGGGUUUGUGAAAGACGCAAAAAACCAUCUUGAUGUUCAAGGGUUCAAUGUAUAUCACAGGAAUAGGCUGAUCACGCCAUUUUGGAGGGUGUGGAAUGCUGCAGGAAGCGAUGGCCGCGGUGUUAUAGGUGUUAUAGAAGCUGAUUAUAUCAACCCAGCUCAUGAUAAGCAGGGGUUUGAGCAUACCUUACUUCUUGACAGACUCAAGCAAAAGUUGGUAGAAACGCAAAAGGCAUACUGGUCUACCAAUUGUCACAAAAUUGGCUAUGCUCCACGCCGCAAUGUCAGGGCUAUUUAUGAAGAGAGGGAAGCUGCUAAGUCAGGUAGCCAAAGACCAGUUUUAGAUUCAAAUCCAGACAAGUCCUCUUCACGCAAGACACCGGUUUUAGAUUCAAAUCCAGAUGAGUCCCCUUCAAGCAAGAGACCAGUUUUAGAUUCAAAUCGAGACGAGACCUCUUCACGAAAGAGACCAGUUUUAGAUUCAAAUCUAGACAAGUCCUCUUCACGCAAGAGAUCACUUCCAGAUUUGAAUACAAAUGAAGCCAAAUCCCCCCCACACAAAAGUCAGAAAGUUUCUUCAGACAAAUCUCCCAAUGCGAAUGCGGAUAUGCACAAGAAAAAUAAAGAUUAA
Rosa rugosa (rugosa rose) is the source of this 1826-nucleotide messenger RNA. RefSeq names its product protein MICRORCHIDIA 7-like. The transcript is spliced from 2 exons. Bases 81 to 1826 code for a protein of 581 amino acids. Gene Ontology annotation, cellular component: nucleus. Gene Ontology annotation, molecular function: ATP hydrolysis activity. NCBI's taxonomy places the organism in Eukaryota, Viridiplantae, Streptophyta, Magnoliopsida, Rosales, Rosaceae. The record is from RefSeq and is a predicted model, not a curated record.